AUGACUCAACAAAACGUCCCGACAGCGCGGAAUGCGACCCGCGGGGAAGCUUAUCUAAGCUGUUAUCUUAUCAAUGAUUAUCUUGGGUACCUACGCAGUUUGGCGCCAAAUGAGGCAUGGCGCCAGGGGUCCCAAGGGAGCUCGCCGGGCGGCGGGUGGCUUCCCACUCGAGUGGAGCGCGUCUGGACCUGGAUAAGCUUCUUUGAAUCUUCUCCCCAAUUCCCGUUUACUUCACCCCGAGGUAUCGUCGCAACAGAAACACCUUUUCUUGCUGUGUUGAUUUGCUUCUGCCGAAUUCACUACGUGUCGACCCCGCAACGUCCAACUCGACCACUAUUCCAUUCCUUCUUUGCCACUGGCGUGUUCUCAAAAGUGUCAAAGGCCACGGUUGCGCUUCCACUGUUCCCCGAACAUCACCUUUUUCCACCCUUUCUUCUACCAACCAUACUCGCGCACAUAAAAACAAGCUCUCGAUCGCUUGGCAUCGCCUUGACUGCCACGGACUCUGCUCCACCCCGCCCUCGACCCUGUCUAGGUGGUCUUCGCUGGACAGACAAAGAACCUUUUCCUUUGCUCACGACUCCCGACUUGUCGCAUAAAGUCUUUUUUUCCUUUCUCCCAAACCACCUCUCACGUUUCGACACAGCCGCUCUCAACCGAAACCUCGAAUUCUACUGCGUACUAGCAUUGCGCCGCAAGCUCCAACCGAGACACUCCUCAACUACCAGCCAAGCACAAAUGAGCGUCCGAACACGCCGAAACAAGUCCGUCAAGCGAAAAGCUUUGGCUGAUUUAGCUGUAGACACAGACGGCACGAACGGUCAAGCCAACGGCGGGAUGAACCAGAACAACGUUGAGUUCCGGCGGAAGGCGACGACUCCCGGCUCCGACACCGUGACCGCGAACCUGAUGUCGCGCGAAUCCUUCACCCUCGACGACCCCGUCCCGAAGACACCCAUCGCCAAUAAUCAUGGCUUCUUCGAGUUGCCGUUGCAGGAUCAGAGGAAUUUCCUCCUGCUGGUGCUCCUGUACUUCCUACAGGGUGUGCCCAUGGGUCUCGCGGGUGGUUCGGUUCCCUUCCUAAUGAAGGACCACAUGUCGUACAGCGAGAUCGGAAUCUUUAGUCUAGCUUCAUACCCAUACUCGCUGAAGCUUCUCUGGAGUCCCAUCGUUGAUGCGGUUUGGAGUCCCAAGGUUGGACGCAGAAAGAGCUGGAUUCUUCCCAUUCAGCUGCUUUCAGGACUGGGUAUGCUCUGGCUCGGGUCUACUGUCGAGAACAUGAUGGCCAACACCGGCAAGCCCGGAGGUCCUACCGUGUGGAACUUCACCGGCUGGUGGUUCUUCCUCGUCUUUAUGUGCGCCACGCAAGAUAUCGCCGUAGACGGCUGGGCUUUGACUCUCCUGACGCCCGGCAAUGUGUCGUAUGCAUCCACUGCACAGACCGUCGGUCUCACUGCCGGCCACUUCCUAUCCUACACGGUGUUCUUGGCCUUCAACUCCAAGGACUUUGCAAACCGCUACUUCCGCAGCUCUCCCCUGGAUCACGGUCUCAUGUCGCUUGGCGGAUAUCUGACUUUCUGGGGCUGGGCGUACAUUGCCAUCACCAUUGGGCUCUCUCUCUUCAAGCGUGAGGAGAGAACCAAGAAUGAGGAUGGCAUUUGGGAUGUGUACAAGAUCAUGUGGGGCGUUCUCAAGUUGAAGAAUAUCCAGACCAUUAUCAUUGUUCAUCUCAUUGCUAAGAUUGGCUUUCAGGCCAAUGACGCAGUCACCAACCUGAAGCUCAUUGACAAGGGAUUCGGUCAGGAGAACAUGGCCCUGACGGUCCUCAUCGAUUUCCCUUUUGAAAUCGCGCUUGGCUACUACGCUGGCAAGUGGUCUCAGGAAUACACCCCUAUGCGCCUAUGGUGCUGGGGCUUCAUGGGCCGCCUCGUUGCUGCUCUGAUCGCUCAGUUCACCGUCACCAUUUUCCCGGCCGGCGGCGUUACUCCUUGGUACAUGCUGGUCGUCAUUGGCGAACACGUCUUCUCGACCUUUACAAACACGGUCAUGUUUGUCGCCGUCUCUGCUUUCCACGCUAGAAUCGCAGACCCUGUCAUCGGCGGUACCUACAUGACUCUCUUGGCUACCGUCUGUAAUCUUGGCGGCACGUUCCCGCGCUUCUUCGUCUUGCGUCUGGUCGACUACUUCACCGUCGCGACCUGCAAACCUGGCAACCCCGCGGAUCUGAACGCCCUGAAGGGCCCUGUCAUCACCGACCCCUUCUCUUGCUCCCUGCAGCCAGACAAGGAGAAGUGUGUCAACGGUGGCGGCACGUGUGAGAUGGUGCGUGACGGAUACUACUUUGUCAACAUCAUCUGCGUCGUCUUUGGCGUGGUGACGUUCAUGCUCUACAUCCGACCUAGAGUUCUGCAUCUGCAGUCACUCCCCAUGAGAGCCUGGCGUUUGGCGCCGUCGACGUCUAAAUAA
This is a messenger RNA of Colletotrichum lupini, 2466 nucleotides long. Its product is annotated as acetyl-CoA transporter 1. NCBI's taxonomy places the organism in Eukaryota, Fungi, Ascomycota, Sordariomycetes, Glomerellales, Glomerellaceae. The coding region runs from base 1 to 2466 and encodes 821 amino acids. Gene Ontology annotation, cellular component: membrane. The record is from RefSeq and is a predicted model, not a curated record. Gene Ontology annotation, molecular function: acetyl-CoA transmembrane transporter activity. The transcript is spliced from 5 exons.